AUUGUAGACUCCACGAUUAUUUACACAUAUAUAAUAUAUAUAUACAUAAUACAUAUAUUAAGAAUCCAAAGGGAAGAUUAGAGCAUCAAUAUCGCCGUUUCUUAAAGUUGUUUCUUAGUAUUAUUAGGAUUUAAAGAAAAAGAAAAUUGUAUAGAUUAAAGAAUCCCAUCAUAUAAUUUUCUCUAUAUAUAACAACUUAGAGUAUGAACCAAACGAAACAUAAGUUGAAAAAAAAAACACUCUGAAAUAAGAGGGAAAGGUAUAAAAACAAACAAAAUGUUGAUGCUCUUAUACUUAAUCCUUCUCCUUGUCCUUCUCAUCUUAGUUUAUAAAUUACUCUUCUCCAAAACGCAUCGUUAUAAUCUCCCGCCAGGACCACCGUCGCGUCCCUUUGUUGGCCAUCUCCACCUUAUGAAACCACCGGUCCACCGUCUCCUUCAACGUUUCUCCGAAAAAUACGGCCCAAUAUUCUCCCUCCGUUACGGCUCCAGCCGCGUCGUGGUGAUUACUUCACUUUCACUCGUACAAGAAUCCUUCACCGGAACAAACGACGUCAUCCUCUCUAGCCGGCCGCUCCAGCUCACCGCUAAAUACGUCGGCUACAACCACACGACCGUCGGAACCGCUCCUUACGGCGACCACUGGCGUAACCUCCGCCGCAUCUGCUCCCUCGAGAUCCUCUCCUCAAACCGUCUCACCAGUUUCCUCUACAUCCGCAAAGACGAAAUCCGCCGUAUGCUCACGAGACUCUCACGUGACGCUCACUCCGGCGACGACGGGAGCCGUUUCACUCAUGUUGAGCUCGAGCCGCUUCUUUCCGACCUAACGUUCAACAACAUCGUGAGAUUAAUGGUGGCAGGGAAGAGAUAUUACGGCGAUGACGUGGAUAACAAGGAAGAAGCAGAGCGGUUCAAGAAGCUCGUACAUGAUAUCUCCAUGUAUAGUAGCGCCAAUAAUUCAAGAGAUUACUUGCCGGUGCUGAAACUGUUCGGAAACAAGUUCGAGAAGGAAGUUAUGGCUACAGGUAAAUCCAUGGAUGAGUUUUUGCAGCGCUUGCUCGAUGAUUGUAGGAGAGAUAAAGAUGGUAACACAAUGGUCACGCACUUGCUUUCUUUGCAACAACAAGAGCCAGACUACUACAGUGACAUCACUAUCAAAGGGUUAAUGAUGGCAAUGAUGCUGGCCGGGACCGAGACCUCAGCCAUUACCCUAGAGUAGGCGAUGACGAAUUUGCUGAAACAUCCUCAAGUGUUGGAGAAGGCGAGAUUGGAGAUCGAUGAGAAGAUCGGAGAAGACCGUCUCAUCGAUGAACCAGACCUCGCCGAGCUUCCUUACCUACAGAACGUUGUCUCAGAAACCUUUCGGCUGUUCCCGGUGGCGCCACUUCUAGUCCCUCGCACGCCGACAAAGGAUAUGAAAAUUGGUGGCUAUGACGUCCCGCGCGACACUAUAGUGUUAGUUAACGCUUGGGCUAUACACAGAGAUCCAAAGCUCUGGGAUGAUCCAGAAAGGUUUGUUCCGGAACGGUGUAACAACGUAGGUGGCAGCGAGAACUACGCUAAUAAGCUGAUGCCGUUCGGAAAUGGCCGGAGAAUUUGUCCCGGCGCUGGAUUAGGGCAGAGGAUCGUGACACUGGCGCUUGGAUCAUUGAUUCAAUGUUUCGACUGGGAAAAUGUGAAAGGCGAAGAAAUUGAUAUGACGGAGAGUACUGGAUUAGGCAUGCACAAGAUGGACCCAUUACGUGCCAUGUGCAGACCUAGGCCUAUUAUGGCGAAGCUUCUAAUCUAG
Messenger RNA from Brassica oleracea var. oleracea, 1788 nucleotides. Its product is annotated as cytochrome P450 81F1-like. Gene Ontology annotation, cellular component: membrane. Gene Ontology annotation, molecular function: oxidoreductase activity, acting on paired donors, with incorporation or reduction of molecular oxygen, NAD(P)H as one donor, and incorporation of one atom of oxygen; iron ion binding; heme binding. The record is from RefSeq and is a predicted model, not a curated record. The coding region runs from base 277 to 1218 and encodes 313 amino acids. Lineage: Eukaryota; Viridiplantae; Streptophyta; Magnoliopsida; Brassicales; Brassicaceae. The transcript has 2 exons.